Fonsecaea multimorphosa CBS 102226 is the source of this 1518-nucleotide messenger RNA. RefSeq lists its product as uncharacterized. The record is from RefSeq and is a predicted model, not a curated record. Lineage: Eukaryota; Fungi; Ascomycota; Eurotiomycetes; Chaetothyriales; Herpotrichiellaceae. The transcript has a single exon. Gene Ontology annotation, molecular function: hydrolase activity. The coding region runs from base 1 to 1518 and encodes 505 amino acids.
AUGACCUUCAAGCAGCCCUCAGCACUCGGCCCUUUCAAGCCGACACUCAUCCUUCAUGGGGGUGCAGGCUCCCUCUCCCGUGCAAAUCUGCCUCCCGACCUCUAUGCACGUUAUCGUGCCUCCCUAACCAAAUACCUAACAGUCACCCGUGAGCUACUCAACUCGGGGACAUCGGCCCUUGACGCCGCAUGUCAUGCAGUUGCUUUGUUGGAGGAUGACCCCUUAUUUAACUGCGGUCGCGGGUCUGUCUUCACCGAGUCAGGAACCAUUGAGAUGGAAGCCAGUGUAAUGGUAUCUUCUGUCGACCCUGCUGGACCUCCUGCUGGUGGAAUCAAACGUGCCGCUGCUGUCAGUCUCGUCAAGAACACGAGGCAUCCGAUUCUUCUUGCCAAGGAGGUGCUUUUGGAAGCAGAUGAAGAUGGUGGCCUGGGCGGCACGAGUACGAUGCACUGCCAACUGAGCGGGAGAGCGCUAGAGGAAUGGGGUUGGAGGGACCGAGGUCUCGAGAAGAAACCUGACCGUUGGUUCUGGACCAAAAAGCGCUGGGAGGAGCAUAGAAGAGGGCUCCACCCCGACGACUCCUACUCAUUCAACAAUCUCGUCGCCUCGAUCGAUCCAUAUACGGAGUCACCUUUCGAAGACGACGACGACUCCGAAGUGGAUGACAUCCCCAGUCAAGGCACGGUCGGAGCCGUAUGUCUGGAUUCUUGGGGCAACCUCGCCGUGGCAACGUCAACCGGCGGACUCACAAACAAGAAAGCCGGGAGGAUUGGAGACACACCCACCAUUGGCGCUGGGUUCUGGGCAGAGGCCUGGGAAGAAGAUUCUCCAACCCUGCCCCCACCCCAGGUCCGACAGAAGCCGUCGUCGUCGCGUAGGUCUUCGGGACUCGGAAAACUGCCCGUCCUAGACCAGAUCCUGUCACGCGCAAAUGAUUCUCUGGGAUCUUGCCUCAAUCCAUCCGACGAACCAGAACAUCUCUACGAACCACUGAACACAUCUCCUCCGGCCUAUACUCCAUCAGCAACUACCUCAUUAUACCAACCCUACCCGUCCCCUCAUGCCCGACACCCCUCUUCGUGUAUACCAAAACGCCGUCGCGCAGUAGCGAUGAGCGGAACCGGCAACGGCGAUUCCUUCCUGCGUCUCAACGCCGUGCGCACUGUCGCCGCGCACUGUCGUCUCUCAGGUCCUCCCGGAUCCGUAUCUCUAGCUGAAGCCGUCAAACUCGUCACCGGUCCAGGCGGCGAACUGCAACGCUCGGCUGGUGAUCGGUGGGGAAGGACGGGCGAAGGUCAAGGCGGCAUCAUCGGGAUCGAAGUCAUUGAUGAGCAAGACGAGGAAGCGCCACUUGAAGCGUGGACGGAUUCCUUGGAGAAGCAAGCAGUUUCGAAGAAGAAGAGGGGUCGAGUAGUGUCUGAUUUCAACUGUGGCGGUCUGUUUAGAGCGUAUUAUGAGCUUGACGAAGAUUCCGGCGUGGAGAUGCCCAAGGUCAUGGUCUUUCAUGAGGAGUAUUGA